CAUCUUUUUUUUCUCUCUCCUACAGGCUUAGGCUACCGGAAGUCAGCACUCAUCACGGGAGGAAGAAUAGUUGCCUUCCCAUGCCUCCAGCGAUGGCGCAGGAUGUCACUCAAUGUUAUGACCUUAAGAGUAACCUCAUCAGAAGUUUACACUUCCCAGGGAGUUCCCCUCACUGUCAGUGGAGUUGCUCAAGUCAAGGUCAGCACACAGCAUCCAGAUAUCCUCGAGCGGGCGUGUGAACACUUUCUGCGCAAGUCCACAGUACAAAUCGAGGCACUCGUCACCGCCACACUAGAGGGUCACCAGAGGGCCAUCCUUGGUACUAUGUCAGUAGAGGAUAUCUAUAAGAAUCGGAAGCUGUUCAACUCACGUGUUUUUGAAGUUGCCUCCAAGGACCUCUGUAACCUCGGCCUCCAAGUUCUCUCCUACACCAUCAGGGAUAUAUCCGAUGACGUGGGAUACCUUAAAGCACUAGGCAUGUCGAGGACAGCGGAGGUUCAGCGUGAUGCGAGGAUAGGCGAGGCUUUGUAUCUCAAACAGGAGUCGCAUAAUCCAGAUAGGCGUUUGCCCUUGAGGAUAGCAUCUAUGAAGGCUAUAGUUAUAGACCAAUGCAUCUGA
Messenger RNA from Penaeus vannamei (Pacific white shrimp), 618 nucleotides. The record is from RefSeq and is a predicted model, not a curated record. Lineage: Eukaryota; Metazoa; Arthropoda; Malacostraca; Decapoda; Penaeidae.